Molecule: messenger RNA, 570 nt
Organism: Medioppia subpectinata
Lineage: Eukaryota; Metazoa; Arthropoda; Arachnida; Sarcoptiformes; Oppiidae
Source: the annotation of a GenBank genome assembly
AGGUUGUCAAAAUGCUGGUCGUUGUGGUGGCGGUGUUCGCAACCCUUUGGUUACCCUAUAGAGCAUUAUUAGUCUAUAAUUCAUUCGCCGAACCCGUAUAUAUGGAGCUCUGUGCAAUCAACCCGAUCAUCUACUCAGCAUGUUCAAUUAAAUUCCGGCGUGCAUUCAAGCGUAUGCUGACGUGUGAGAGUGAGAACCGCAAUACUCAGCGAACCCGAGCGGCCGCUCAGUACGCCUCCGGUCUGAGCUCUACAAUGCAUUUGUCGCACAACUCUGUCCGACACAACACUCUCCUCAGUGUCUGUCCCCUCAAGAACUCCAAAGACAAACACAAUAACAGCGAAACCGAGCAAAACGUUUGAUCGCUUCCCACUUCACUCAUUUGCCGGUGUUUUUUGGAUCAACGAUACGAAGACUAAUUCAUUGGUCAUUACAUAUACUGUAUAUGUAAAUGUGUAUAAAAGCGAUGAUAGGGGGUAUUGUACUCACGUAGACAUUUAAUUGUCAGGAAUUUAUAUCUAUUAACAAACAAUUUCACUGUUUGCGAAAGAUUCUGGAUAUAAACUGAAU